Rosa rugosa (rugosa rose) is the source of this 1435-nucleotide messenger RNA. RefSeq names its product protein ECERIFERUM 26-like. The record is from RefSeq and is a predicted model, not a curated record. The coding region runs from base 88 to 1377 and encodes 429 amino acids. The transcript is spliced from 2 exons. Lineage: Eukaryota; Viridiplantae; Streptophyta; Magnoliopsida; Rosales; Rosaceae. Gene Ontology annotation, molecular function: acyltransferase activity, transferring groups other than amino-acyl groups.
AGGACAAAUUAUAGUCCUUGUAUACUCGAUUUCUACGUGCUCCAUAUUUUCUACACAACUCUUCCUAAUUUCCUUGUCUCUCUCAACAUGAUGAAGCAGAACCAGAGCAACCGGGUGGCUGUCCGUUCAAAGCUAACGGCAGUAUCCAGCCGGCCGGUGAACCCGGGUACGAUCCAUUCUUUCACGGGUCUGGAUCAUGCAAUGGCCCUGCACAGCGUUCACGUGAUAUUCUACUACAAGGAGAAGCUGUUUUCAUAUUUCGACUUGGACCCGUUUAGGGUGUGUCUCUCGGAGACCCUAUCGCUGUACCCGCCGGUGACGGGUCGGAUAGUCCGGAGAGAGGUCGACGGUGAGUGGGAGGUCAAGUGUAACGAUGCCGGCGUGAGGGUGGUGAAGGCCACGGUGGCGACAACACUUGAUGAGUGGCUGGCAACUGCUGAUGGGGCGGAGGAGAGGUUGUUGACGGCGUGGGAUGAUAUGCCUCAUGGUGAUUCUAGUUUAUGGUCGCCGUAUAGAAUCCAGGUGCGUACUCCGAUCCGGCCGGCUCUUUCCCUCUUUAACGAAACAGAAAAAGCAUAUAGGAAAAAAACAGUUUACCUAAACACAAAGUCAUUACGCGCUUAUUACGAAGCCAAGUCCAUGGCAGCACAGACCCCAUUAGUACUAAAGAAAAUGGGCACAGCCACUUUCAAAUUUUCCAAUGAAGUGAUCAAGCAAAGCCUCUUAGAAAUUCACCAAACAUGCCCUGUUGCAACCCCGUUUGAUUUGCUGGCUGCACUCUUUUGGGCACGCAUUGCUCGCUUGAAGCACCUGAAAAGCGAAAGCAAGCACUCCCUUUCCAUUUGUGUCGACUUCAGGAAGAAGCUCCCGCUCUCUUAUGGGCACUACGGCAAUGCCUUGCAUUUUUCGUUGAUUUCAUUACCUGAUAUGGAAGAAAAGGAUGACUUCGGAGAUGUGGCCAGAGCCGUGCACCGCCAUGUGUCAAGUCAGGGGGAGGGGGAGUUUUGGUUUGCUUUAGACUGGUUUGAAUCACGAAAGGAAGAGGGAGGUCAGUUUGGGGCAUCUUUUAGGAUGUAUGGCCCCGAGUUGACAUGUAUGAGCAUGGAGCACAUGGUUGACUUUCCUGGGAUUACUGGGAAUAAGCCUUUGAUGUAUACAGCUGUGUUUGAUAAGGAGAACAGGCCCGUACACGUGUCAUAUCAUGUUGGAAAUGUGGAAGGGGAAGGGUUGAUAAUGGUGAUGCCAUCUCCGGAAGGAGGGCUGGCAAGGAUGGUUACGGUGACAUUGCCGAAGGAGGAACUGGAGCAGCUAUGUCAGGAUGAAGCUAUUUCGAGCUUAAACCCAAUAAUGGUCAUAAGUGGGACGAGACGAGCAUAAAUUUUCUAUUAUAUCUAUCUUAAGGGAAUAAAAGAUCCUAUUCUCAAAAAAAAAAAAA